UCAAAAUGUCAAAUUCGCGAUUGGUCGGCUAGAUUUGAGCUAAUAUUUUUCAUAUUUUCCUGAAUGUUUUGUAUACUAUGAUAAUCCUAUCAGAUACCAGAUGAAAUAGUAAAUCUUCAUCGUUCAACUAAAGACUGCAAUGAUAAGAUGAUUCCACUCAAAGACAACCAAGAUGUGGCAGCUUUCCUUGUCACAAAACACUCUUGGAAAGGAAAGUACAAAAGAGUAUUUUCCAUUGGCACUCAUGGGAUCACAACAUAUAAUCCAGAUCGCUUGGAGGUGACAAAUAAAUGGCUGUACUCAGACGUGGUCACCAUUGCUUCAUCCAAGCAUUCAAACUCUGUUGCAAACCAUGACUUCACACUUGUCAUGAAAAAGGACAAAAAAAUAGAUUCAAUGAAGUUCUCUUCUGAACAUAAAUGUCUUAUUUUAACAGAGGCUUUUAAAUAUAGACACUUGUUUUCAGAAAAGCCCAAAGACAUUUUUAGGUAUCAAGCAUACAAACAUCAUUGGAGUGGUACACGAUUACCCAUUGUGCUUGAAGUUGGCCCGUGCUCAUUAGAACAGCUGGACCCAUCAACGCACACAUUGCUGGCUAGUUACCCCUACAGUGAUAUACAAGGCAUUCUUCCUGUAAGAGACAUACCGGGAGGAUUCGUACUAGCUGUUGGAGGAUAUAGUCGUCUUCACUUAUUUUCCAAUACUAUGGAUCAUCAAAUUAUUAUUAAUAAAAUGCUUGAAAUGGCUAGUUUAACGAUGAGCAUAAGUAUAAAAGUACUUUCUGCAACCAUUACAGUUGAUGAUUACCACAAUCAAAGAUUUGGCAAAUACAGUGGUGAUCAACACCAAACUUCAUUAAGUGAGUUUAUGGUCCACAAGGUGAAUCCCGCUCGACAUAUGGAACCAAUGCGCAGGACUCUUUGUCUAUCUGACACUUGCAUUCUUGAAAGAGAUCCACAGACUUAUUCUGUCGUAUGUUUGAGGCCGCUAAGCGACGUUUUUGCUUUAAUUCGUGAUCCCGAACACCCUCAAAAGUUCUCAAUCGAAUACUUAAAUGGACAGACUCGGACAUAUUUGGCUGGAGAGCGGGACGCGCUGCUGGCGUCGCUGGUGGACGGCGUGCGCUCUGCGGGCCAGCGCGACGUGCACGUGCGCUCGGCACGCACGCCGCGCGGGUACCGUCUCGGCCCGCUGCACCACGCCGUGGACGAGGAGACGGAGGCCAACCAUCUCAAGUUAUUUCAAAAUCCAGUGGCCAUGUCAAGAUCAGAAGUUAUCGAACGAUUUAAUGCAAAUGUUGGUUACAGCGGUCUCAUAUACUCGGUCAGCCAAGAUGCUCGUCCCCUGUUGUGGCUGUUUCUUACGUGGGAUCUUCGACUGUUUGCGGAGAAUAAGGAGAAGUUGAUCACGGGAGCUCUGAGUGCGAUCAUGAGCAGUGGGCCCUCGGGCUCCAACCUGACGCUACGCGAGCUGGAGGCCCAGUUUCACGCGCUGCGGAGAUUGUGCGCCAGCAAAGUUGGCUUCGCGGCCUUUACCGCACUACCCGGGUUCCGCGAGUGGAUGGGCAGCGCCGUGGUGGGCGCGCUGCGGCGCGAGUGCGCGGCCUGCUCGCACGCGGCGCUGGACGCGCUGUGCGCGCUGCUGCAGCCCAUGCACGCCGAGCCCGACCUGCGCCAGGAGCAGCUCAACAAGGCCAGCAUGCUCGCCUCGCUGCCCUUCCUCGACGGCCUGCUGGCCAUGUGGGCCGCGCACGUCACGGCGGGCACCGGCGCGCUGGUGGUGGCGGCCAUGUUGGACUUCCUGACUUUCGCGCUGUGCGUGCCCUACAGCGAGACCACAGACGGGAAACAGUUCGACCAGCUGCUCGAGAUGGUGGCCGGUCGGGGACGCAUGAUCUUUAAACUUUUUGAGCACCCGUCGGCGGCCGUGGUGAAGGGCGCGGGGCUGGUGGCGCGCGCGCUGGUGGAGGAGGGCGGCGGGGGGGUGGGCUCGCGGGUGCAGGCGCUGGCGCUGGCCGAGGCGGCGCUGCCGCGCCACCUGCUGCACGCGCUGUACGCGCCCGCGCGUCUGCAGCGCCGCCACCUGGCGCGCCACCUGGUGGCGCUGUGGCUGGUGGACCACGCGCCCGCCGCCGACCUCAUGCGCCGCAUCAUGCCGUCGGGUCUCCUGGCGUUCCUGGAGUGCAGCGAGGCGCCGCCGGCGGCCGCGCUGGAGGAGCAGCGCGUGGAGGAGCGCGACAACCUGCAGCUGGCGCAGGCCGCCGCCCGCCCGCGCGCGCCGCACUGGGAGGCGCUCGAGCGACAGGUCAAGUACGUCGAGAAGCACCUCGAGCAUUACGCAUCGUUAGCAAUACAGCAUUGGGCUCAGAGGACGCGGGGUACGGAUCCGCGUAAGGAGAUCCGCGAUCGACCCGUAGUGCUGAGGAGGCGCAGGGAGCGAGUCAAGUCUACUGCGAAUUGGCCGAUGUUCUACUAUCAAUUUCAUCGGGACCACGCGUUACCUAACCUCAUAUGGAAUCACACCACGCGCGAGGAGCUGCGCAGCGCGCUGGAGAACGAGCUGCGCGCCUUCGCCUCGGACCGCGAGGUGGCGGGCGGCACGCUCACCUCGUGGAACCACGCCGAGCUCGAGGUGCACUACCAGUGUCUGCAGAACGAGGUCAAGAUCGGGGACUACUACCUGCGCAUCCUGCUCGAGCAGCGGGACAACGACGACAGCCCCAUUCGCAAGUCAUACGAGUUCUUUAACGACUUAUAUCAUCGGUUCUUAUCCACGCCUAAAGUGGAGAUGAAAUGCAUGUGUUUACAAGCAAUGACGAUAGUUUAUGGCCGUUAUUAUGAAGAUAUUGGUCCAUUCGCUGACACCAAAUACAUUGUGCAAAUGCUGGACAGGACGUGCGACAGGAUGGAGAGAGAUAGACUUGUGCAGUUUCUGUCUAAAUUGAUUCUCCACAGAAAGAAUGUCAGCGAGAUAUUGGAAUGGAAUGGGAUAAGGAUUCUAGUCGACCUGAUGACGUUGGCACAUUUGCAUACGUCGCGUGCAAUGGUGCCGACACAGACGAACGUCAUCGAGGGGCCGGCGCAGACUGGAGACGGAGACCGCGAGUGGUACUACAACGUGGAGCAAGGCGACAAGGUGCAGCGAAAGGGACCAGUCAGCUUCCAGCAGCUAAAGGAAUCGUACAAGAGUGGGGAGAUAAACAACAAAACGAAGUGCUGGGCCAACAGCAUGGAGGGCUGGCGCGCACUGGGCGGCGUGCCGCAGCUGCGCUGGAGCUUGGCGGCGCGCGGCGCGCCCGCGCUCACCGAGACCGAGCUGGCCGCCACCGUGCUCGACCUGCUCGUGGCCUGCGCGCGCUACUACCCCAGCAGAGACGAAGAAGAUGCAGUAAUUAGACCGCUUCCCAGAGUGAAGAGACUGUUGUCGGAACCGGCUUGCCUGGCGCAUGUCGUACAGUUGCUCCUAACUUUUGAUCCUAUACUCGUGGAAAAGGUGGCGACACUAUUGUAUGAAGUGAUGCAGGACAAUCCCGAAAUAUCGAAGUUAUAUCUUACGGGUGUAUUCUACUUUAUGCUUUUAUAUACUGGUUCGAAUUUAUUGCCGAUUGCGAGAUUUUUACGGCUCACGCAUAUGAAACAAGCGUUUCGUGCUGAUCAGACAAGUUCCGACAUAAUGCAACGAUCAAUCUUAGGCCAGUUGCUACCGGAGGCUAUGGUGUGCUAUCUGGAGAAUCAUGGUGCCGAAAAGUUUGCCCAAAUCUUCCUCGGCGAAUGGGACACACCAGAAGCUAUAUGGAAUUCUGAAAUGAGGCGUAUGCUGAUAAUGAAGGUGUCUGCGCACAUCGGCGAGUUCACCCCGCGCCUGCGCGCGCACAUCGCGGCGCGCUACCCCUACCUCGCCAUCCCCGCCGUGCUCUACCCGCAGCUCCGCAACGAGCUGUUCUGCAACAUGUUCUAUCUGCGACACCUUUGCGAUACGCAACGCUUCCCAGACUGGCCAAUUCCCGACCCGGUAGGUUUGCUGAAGGACGUGCUGGAGGCGUGGCGACGCGAAGUAGACAAGAAACCGGCCUCGAUGACGGCAGAACAAGCCUUCGCGGCGCUCGGCCUCGAGCCCGGGCAGGACGAGGGUGCCGUGCGCAAGGCUUACUACCGGCUCGCGCAACAGUUCCAUCCCGAUAAGAACCCCGAAGGCAGAGACCGUUUCGAGGCUGUGAAUCAAGCGUACGAGUUCCUCUGCAGUAGGAACGUUUGGAGCGGUGACGGUCCUAACACGAAUAACAUUCUUCUCAUACUACGUACUCAGACGAUAUUAUUCCAAAGAUAUUCUGAAGUGUUGGCUCCGUACAAGUACGCAGGGUACGGCGCGCUGCUGCGCACGGCGCGGCUGGAGGCGGAGGCCGAGGCGCUGUUCGCGCGCGACACGGCGCUGCUGCCGGCCGCCUGCGAGCUGGCGCACGCCACGCUGGCCUGCUCCGCGCUCAACGCGGAGGAGCUGUGCAGGGAACGCGGCCUCGAGGUGCUGCAAGAGGCGCUGUCCCGUUGCGUGUCGGUGCUGGGCGGCAGCAAGGAGGGCAGCACGGCGGCCGCGGUGUGCAUGCACUGCGCGCGCUGCUUCGCGGUCGCCGCGCGCUUCCCGUCGUGCCGCGAGGCCGCCGCGCAGCUGCCGCAGCUCUGUGCCGACAUCGUCCCAUUGCUGCGCCGACCGGAGUUGGGCGAGACGGCGUGUGCUGGUGCAGAGGCGGUAGCGGCGCUAGCAGCGGACGCACAGUGCCGUGCUCGCUUCGCCCGAGCUCACGUCCUGCACGCACUGCUACCCGCCGUGUUGCGUUACGAUUACACCUUGGCCGAGUCCGGCCUGCCUAACGAGGGUGACAACAAACAGGAGGUGGCCAAUCGCCUCGCGAAGCAGAGCGUGUCCGCGCUGGCGGCGCUGUACGGGCCGCACGCGGACGCGGGCGCGGAGGACGAGCGCGUGCGCACCGCGCUGCACGCGCUGCUCACCCCCUACUUGUGCGACAAGCUGGCGGGAGACGACACGCACGAGCUUCUCAAAACCCUGACAUCGAACUGGCGAACACCGUACCUGGUGUGGGACAACAGCACGCGUGCUGAGCUGCAGGAGGCGCUGCGAGACAAGCCCGCGGGCGACGACGCCGCGCUGGUGCCGCCGCUGCAGUACUCAGCGCACGAGGGACUGCUGGCUGUCGGCGGCGUCUAUCUGCGGAUAUACGAUGAGCUGCCCGACUAUCCCAUAGAGAAUCCACAACAGUUUGUCCUAGACUUAUUGAAGUUUAUUCAAGAGGAGACACAUGCGGAUAUAACAGAAGAGAGAGCCGAGCACAUCACGUUGGCAUUAAAUGCUCUCGCCAAUUGUAUUAUAAAAAAUCCAGGCGUGGAGAUCCAGUGCAUCGGCCAGUUCGGUCUGAUAUUCGGGCUGAUGUCGGCGCGAGCGCUGCCGGCGGCGUCGCAGGCGGCCGUGCAGGUGGCGGCGGCGGCGGCGCGCAGCCGCGAGUGCGUGGAUGAGGUGGCGGCCGGCGCGCUGCUGGGGCACCUGCUGCCGCUGCUGGCGCCGCCGCCGCGCUCCGACGCGCUCUCCGCCCUGUCCGCGCUGCUGUCCGCCACGCCGCUCGUGCGGGAGGCGCUCGCCAAAGGUGCUGUGAUUUACUUAUUAGAUUUAUUCUGCAACUGUAAUAUACCGGAAAUGAGGGAGAUGGCGGUCGAACUGUUGGCGCGUAUGAUGGCCGACAAGCUUCACGGACCUAAGGUGCGGUUGACGAUCUGCCGCUACGUGCCGAGCGUGUUCGCGGAGGCGAUGCGCGAGGCGGGCGCGGCGGCGGCGCUUCACGCCUUCGACGCCAGCCACGAGCACCCCGAGCUGGUGUGGGGCGACGAGCUGCGCCAGCGCGUGCGCGCGCACCUCGUGCAGCUGCGGGACCGACAUUACACGAAUCAAAUCCGGGACCCGUCGGCUUUGUUCGAGGAGCGCGAUGUGACGGAGCACAACGAGGACGCGUGGGCGCCGCCCGGUGAGGUUGUGGUGGGAGGCGUCUACCUCAAGCUGUUCCUUCAGAAUCCAACCUGGAGUCUGCGCAGUCCCAAGCGAUUUUUACAGGAGUUGGUCACAGAGACACUGUCGUCGCUCAAUAAGGACUCGUCGGAGGGCAGUCGCGGCGACACGUGCGCGCGCGCCCUGGCGGCGCUGCUGCGCGCGCGGCCCGCGCUGUGCGACGCGUGCGCGCAGCUGGGCGAGCUGCCGCGCCUGGCUCGCCUGCUGCCCGUGUGUCCGCGCCACGCCGUGCCCGUGCUCGGCGCGCUCGCGCACACGCAGGCUUGUGUCAUGGCGCUCGGCCAAACUGACGUCAUGAGCGGACUCAAAACUGCAGUCAAGACGUGUCGAGAAGUGGUCGGCGGCGCCUGCGACGCAUUAGCUGCUAUAUUCAAUAGCACAGUCAAUACCGACAAGCUUGUGCUGCAGGCGCUGGAGUGCGAGCUGGUGGGCGAGCUGCUGGCGGUGUUGGAGGCUCGCUCGCUGGAGGGCAGCGCGGCGGCGCGCGUGGUAGGCGCGCUCAAGGCCAUGAGCCGCGCGGGCGUGCACGCCGAGCGCGUGCGGGCGCAGCUGGCGCGCUCGCCCGUGUGGGACCAGUAUUCUGCCCAGCGUCACGACCUUUUCAUAUCUGCACCGCAGCACCACUCUAUUGCCGCGGCCCCGCAGAGCGCCGGUUACCUGUCGGCGCCGCCGUCCGUGCCGCCCACGCAGCCGCCGCCGCUGGACUGACCGUCGCCGCAACCUCUCGCCCACACCACUUGAUCCUCGCCCUCACCAAUAAAUAUGAAUUUUAUGUGUUAUAAAGAUCCGUCGUUAACGGCAACAAUAAAUAUAAUUCGUUCUUAAUCAUGUCUGAUUAUGAUAUUUAAAAAAUAUGAAGUGUAUCUAUUAGGACACUUUCUGGUUCAGUCAAAUAAAAUAAAAUAAUGCUUCCUCAUUAAAUAAGUGUUAACAUAAAAUUCAUUAAAUAUAUGUAACAAAUUCCAAGAAAAAAUCUAUUUUUAGUGCAAUAAAAAAGGCAAAUUAGUGAAAAUGAAAGGCAAACAUAACAUUAUGAACUGCCAAAACGCUAUUAAUAAAUAAAAUAUUCUAAAUUGUAUAAAAAGUAUAAAUACUAGAACACUUGAAUUUUAAAUCAUAAUUGAUUUUUAGAAGAAAUAUUGUAUCUGGAAGUUUUAUAGAUAUUACAUAUAUGUCGUUGCCUCUGUUUUAAUAUUAUUAUAAUAUGCAUCGAUGAAAAAAAAUAAUCAUAAAUGAAUACAAUUACAUUACUUUUUUAUUAUCAUAAUAUAAAAAUUGCGUUGAUUGAAAUGUACUUAUACUUACUCCAAUCACAAAAAAAAACAAAAAGUGUAUAUUAUAUAGAUGUUAAUAAAAAACAUUGUUUGAAUCUAAUCCUUACUCUUAUGUUUUCAAAUGAUCUCUUUCAAAUAAUUCUUUAUAUAAAAUUUUUCAUUCCUGCUUUUUUAUAAUUUGCAAAGUGUAAUUAAAUAUAAGUUCGAAGCGUGGUUUAUGAAUAUGUAUACGUCAUAAGUAACGAGGCUAAUUGAGAAACGGGGAAAUGAUUUCUGAGAGGGUUUCGGUGUAUACCAGUUAUUUUGAAUAGUACGGGAUUGCAUAGUUUUUUGACGACAUUACCGUUAUAUUACCGUUAUACAGAACGACAAAAUUGAAUUUAUUAGUCCAAGAUUUUUAUUAAAAUAAUUUAAUGUUAAUUGUACAACGUGCUGUGCAUUUGUUUGUUUGUCCUUGAUAGUCUUGCCAGAGUCUUGGAUUUAUAUACAUUAUUUAGCCUUAAAAUUAAACUAUAUAAUUUAUUAGGUUUCUUACAUAUUUUUUGUAACUCAUUCAAUUAAUAUACAUGCCUCAUACAUUUAAAUAAAUGUAAAGUAAAUAACGAGAGAAAUAAUAGAUAUAUUAUAACUUAAAUAAUUUAAGUCAAGUGAUUGUGUUGCUGAAUCUUGUAUAAUGUUAUAUUGUAUUGUAUGAAAAUUUGAUACCUUGUACGAAUCUUAGUGUGAUAUUACUGUAUUAAAUUGUAACUUUAAUGUUAGUCAUAUCAUAGCGUUAAGAAACGAACGAUAUAAUAUAUACGAGUUACGUUUACAUGAUUUUUUUAUGUGAAAUAGAACUUGUAUAAAAACUUCUUCUUGUAAUAUGAUGACGGUACAUAUUUCGGUGCCGGUAUUUUGUUUUAUAUUUCUUUACAAAUAUUGGUACGAAGGAAUUUAAAACAAUCUUUAAGAAAACUCAACAAAUCGUUUUUAUUCUCUAUCUCUCUUAAACAAAUUUAAAUAACAUGUCAUUUGACUGAUGUGGUUAAAAGUCAAGUGACAAGUAAGUUACUUUAAUUCGAUUUUUUAUCAGGAGACGAGAUAAUUUUAAAUUAUGAAUGCAUUGGUUGGUUGUUUGAAACAUAUACCGACAUUCAUAUAUAUAUAAAUUUAAAAAAAAGUAAUUAAAUAAAUUACAUUAAGAAUUGUGUAAACGUAUCAAGCGAUUUUUAAUUUGCUCAGGUCUCGAGUACGUCCUAAUUAUGUUAAUAUGAAAGAAACGGACUGUCAUUUGUUAUCGUGUGUACCCAGUUUUAUUAAAUUAAUUUUCAGCUUUUUAAUGAUGUAUAUGAUGACUAGGAGGUUUUUAAGCUUCAAGGUGAUUAUGACAUCACAUUAAUUGCUAAGAUAAAAUGUAAAUCAUUAAAGUUACAUUAUAUAAUGUCAGUACUUUGUUGGCAUGUUAGAUAGCAUAUUUUAAAGUAAACCUGGGCGCACAUGUGGUAAUAAAAGGAGUGAACUGCGAUGGCAACACGUGUUGAGAAGAAUAUGAAUGUUUAAUAUUUUUAUAUUUAGCAGUAAGCUAUACACGUGUAAUGUAAAGUAAUAUAUUGAAUUGAUAUUAA
Vanessa tameamea is the source of this 8947-nucleotide messenger RNA. It is a transcript of the gene Rme-8, whose product is annotated as dnaJ homolog subfamily C member 13. The transcript has 39 exons. Gene Ontology annotation, biological process: regulation of early endosome to late endosome transport; receptor-mediated endocytosis; endosome organization. Bases 148 to 6777 code for a protein of 2209 amino acids. Lineage: Eukaryota; Metazoa; Arthropoda; Insecta; Lepidoptera; Nymphalidae. The record is from RefSeq and is a predicted model, not a curated record. Gene Ontology annotation, cellular component: endosome membrane.